This is a messenger RNA of Sungouiella intermedia, 699 nucleotides long. The record is from the annotation of a GenBank genome assembly. Lineage: Eukaryota; Fungi; Ascomycota; Pichiomycetes; Serinales; Metschnikowiaceae.
AUGUUGAGAGCAUCAAUUGCACCUUUGAGAUUAGUAUCCGUCCCAUCCAUCCGGGCAAUCCAUGGAUGUGCCAGAGUACUUGCUAAGAACGACUCAUCCACCAUCGAUUCGUUCAAGCUCCCAUCUCAGACGUCAAUUAACGAAUGGGAGUUCAAAUAUGACUUCGUGCCUAAGGUUGCGCAACCAAAGAUCCCUCCUGUGAGUCCUGAGGCUGUGAAGCAAGACAUUGCUCAGACCAAGAAGCAACAGGUCGAGACCGAGUUGUUCAACAAGGAAUUGAAUUCCUCAGUCAAAGUUGAGGCCAAUAAUGCCGCCGUUGUUAGUGGAGGUGAACAAGUUGGUGCAGAGGUUGAGUAUCUCCAGGAUAAGGGAUCUGAGCCUGUGGACUCUUCUCCGAAGACUCGCAUUGGAGAGUCUCAGCCAAAGAAGACCGCUAACCAUGACAAUUACGUUCAGUCGUCGAUCAAUCCUGAGAUCAACCAAUCCACUGUUGUGAGUCUUGACCACGACAAGGAGGUUGACCAUAAAACCUCGGAUGUCCACCACGCAAAGGUGGUCGAUGAUGUUGAACACGACCACGAGACCCAACAGGCACCCACUGAGACUUCUUCUAGUGGCGCAGCUAAACUUUUCGCCGUAUUAGGAUUGGGAGGUGUUGCUGGCUACUUUUGGUUUGGAGCUCCAGAGAAGAAAAAGUAA